Alligator mississippiensis (American alligator) is the source of this 2462-nucleotide messenger RNA. Its product is annotated as secreted frizzled-related protein 2. The record is from RefSeq and is a predicted model, not a curated record. Gene Ontology annotation, molecular function: Wnt-protein binding. Lineage: Eukaryota; Metazoa; Chordata; Crocodylia; Alligatoridae. The coding region runs from base 405 to 1268 and encodes 287 amino acids. The transcript is spliced from 5 exons. Gene Ontology annotation, biological process: canonical Wnt signaling pathway; negative regulation of canonical Wnt signaling pathway; non-canonical Wnt signaling pathway.
CUCCUGCUUUAUUGUUCUGGAGCAAAGAGGUCUAAUUACACGGUGGGUUUUUUACAGCCCCUUCCUAGGCUGGGGAUUUCCUGCCGUUAACCCCCCCCCCCCCAGGACCUUUGUGCUCAAAGCCUGGGACCCAAACCUAUCAUUUGCAGAGGAUAAACAUCCUGGUUUGGAGCUCACAAAGGUGAGGCUUUGCACUGUUGAGAAGAGGCGCUGGGUCCCCGAAGGGGGCAGUUGCUUGGAGCUGCUGGGCCCAGGACCAGAGGAGGCUGCUUUGCCUGGCUCCAGGCACAGAAGUGCCAAGGGGCUAGGACACAUGGACUGAUUGAUUAGAUUUCCGUGCCGCCCUACAAGUCUCGAGGCAGCUGGCUUCUGAAUCGCUUCUCAGGGGAAUAAAAUAGCGCCCCAUGGCUGCCCUACUGCCUCUCGCCCUGCUGCUCCCCAGCUGUGCCUGGGCCCUGGCCGCCCCAUUCCCCUUCCCCGCGGGCUCCCGGCGCAGCAGCUGCAAGCCGAUCCCCCGUGGCAUGGCGCUGUGCCACGGCGUGGGCUACACCGAGAUGCGGCUCCCCAACCUGCUGGGCCACGACAGCAUGAAGGAAGCCCUGCAGCAAGCGUCCUCGUGGGCACCGCUGCUCUCCAAGAACUGUCACGGGGACACCAAGAAGUUCCUGUGCUCCCUCUUUGCUCCCGUCUGCCUCAGCGAGCUCGGGGAGCCUGUCUCGCCCUGCCGGGCUCUCUGCGAGGAGGUGCGGGAUGGCUGCGCUCCGGUCAUGGCCGCUUUUGGCUUCCCUUGGCCCGACAUGUUCAACUGCAGCCGGUUCCCGCAGGGUGAUGAGCUGUGCGUACCGCCCGCCGGCCCCGGGGACAGGCCCUCGCUGCUGAAAGAAGAUGCCGUCUGCUCAGCCUGUGUCAGCUUUGGGCAAAAUGAGAAGGAGUUUCUGGAAAACUUCUGCAGUCAGGACUUCGCCUUGCGAAUGAGCAUCAAAGCCCUGUCCUAUGUGGACGGGGACCUCAAAGUCAUCCCCGAGCUGAAGAGCCGGACCCUCUACAAGCAGAAGGGCUGGUCGGAAGAGGAGCUGAGGCAGCCCGUGCUGUGGCUGACGGAUGGAGAGGCCUGCGCCUGCGAGGAGCUCCGCGGCCCGGGCGGCGUGCUGCUGGCCAUGGGGCACAGGGUGGCCGACCGCCUGGUCCUGUCCUGGGUGCGACGGUGGCAGCGGGGGGACAAGGAGCUGAAGAGGUUGAGCCGGGCAGUGAGGAAGCUGCAGUGCUAGAGAGCAGAAUGGGUUAGACGUAGCCAGGCCGUUCCUGCAGAAGCAGGCUCCCAGCCCCCGGCUAUCCUGACAGCCAUAUGGGUCCAGGAUCUCGGCCCGCCACCCUGCCCACUGGUUCCUCAUUCCUGCUUCCUACCCACUGACUCCUUGCUCCUGCCCCCAUGCUCCUGGCUCCAGUCUGGACCCCCUGCUUCCCCCUCCUGGCCGUGCCUGCUCCUGAUGCCCUGGCUUGCAGCUUGAGUGUUAAGCCUGAUCGCCCACGUCCCAGCUGUCCCCGGACAGCUGCAUUCGUGCACCCCAAAAGAGACACCUGCCUGGGAGACGAGGAGGGGAUGGGUGUUGUGGGGGCUCUGGGAUGCAUGGUUGCGUCUCUUUGUCCCCCUCUGGAAAUGGCCUGUCUCCCUGCUCCCUCCAGCCCCGGCGAGGAAAUCUGAGGCUGGUUCUGUGUGCAUGGGUCCUGAGCCCACGCGUGCAGCAGUGGUCGCACCACAUGCACACGUCUGUGCAUGGAGUAGCGCAUUAGUGUCCCUGAGGAUGUGGGGGGUGCUGGGGACAGGGGCAGGGCAGCCCUGCAGACCGCAGAAGUGGGGUGGGGGCAGUGAGGUCCAGUGGCCCGGAGGCUGGAGAGGGGCACUGGGCACCCGGCUUCUAUCCCCAGCUGGCCACUGGCCCGGGCAGGCCUGUUUCCCCAUAAUGCUAGCCCCCUUUGCAAAGGACAUUGAGAUCAGCUGGCCUCGUUACGGAGACCUCGCAACCACCUUCCCCAUCAAUGGGCCUCAGGUAUGGUCUGAGGCGUGAGAGGCAGCCCGGGCUCCAUGGCGCGCCCCAUCUGUGGCCCUUGCGGGCAUCAGCUGUGGCACUGGCUCGUCCAGUAUGCCUUUCCUCCAUGGACUGGGAUCCAGACCCCAUGGGCAAGUGCUCUGCAUUCCCCAUCCUUCUGGGGCCAGCGGCCUUCCAGCUCUCCCACCGCCGUGCCCUCCUUUCCAGCCUGUCCCUCUCCUCGGGACUUUCCCAUUCGGUGCCUCAGUGGUGCUGAAACCUGGCGGCACUAUCGCUGGGGGGAGUCUGGCCCGUUCCCUGGGCUGGCAUUACGGUCCAACUCUGGAGCCCGUCCUGCUGAUAGCUCGGCUCCGUGGAGAGACCUGCAGGCAUUGCUGAGCCGGAGAACUUGCUUCAAUAAAAAUCUGCUCGUUA